Cryptococcus wingfieldii CBS 7118 is the source of this 1407-nucleotide messenger RNA. RefSeq lists its product as hypothetical. The transcript has 4 exons. Lineage: Eukaryota; Fungi; Basidiomycota; Tremellomycetes; Tremellales; Cryptococcaceae. The record is from RefSeq and is a predicted model, not a curated record. Bases 1 to 1407 code for a protein of 468 amino acids.
AUGCAGUUCGUUACUGACACCGCUAACGUCAUCCCGCCCAAGAACCUCUACCCCUGCCUCGCAACCAUCUCCCUCUUCACCCCCUUCGACCCCACUUCUGAGGGCGACCGCCGCUCCUCUUUCGGAUCAUUCUCCGACAAAGAUCGCGACGCUCAUAAGGACGAGAGCGGCAACGCGCUCACCCGCAUCCUCUCGGGCUCCAGCGGCAGGAGAAAGAGUACGGCUGUCGAUGCCGUGGCUCAGACCUCUAGCCCGGGGGGAAGGGAUAGUGGAGUAGGCAGAAGGAGGAGGUUUAGUCUCUCUGGUAAAGAUGAGGAGGAGGCUAGAAGCCCGCCUGAGGGAAGGUGGUACUGGCGAGUACGAGUUGGAGUUACCGACUCUCAAGUCGUUCUCCUCCCCCUGUCCGAUCCUGCCAACCCCCUCCUCACUUCUGCUCCUCCUCCUCUUUCCACCGCCGUCCCCUCUCACGCCGCGCACUCUUCUCGCACCACCACCAACGCCGGAGAAAGCGCCAUCAACAACUCCAACGUCAAUGCUCUUCACCCGCCCGAGAAUGACAGCGGGAUAGCCAACAAGAUGAAGAACUUCUUCAGGCGUGGAAGCACUACCAACAAGGAAACCUCCGCUUCUACUGGGCAGCAGUCUGGAGCUCAGGCUGCCAUGAACGAACCCAUCACCGACCAGACUGCCUCUGGCGCUACCCUCCCUUGUGCCGCGGCUAAUGAGGCAGGAGCUACUGACACCAACGGCAGCUCUGAGCUCGCAUGGCCUGGAGUCAUCGAUGGGGACAAGCUCGCUGCUGUGAUCAUUCCCACCUGGGCUUUGGUCAAGGACAGGGUUCAGCUCAAGCACAAGAAGGCCGAAGGCACUUGGGUCAUUGUUCAGGUCAAGGACGAGGAGCAUCACCCUCUUCAGGCUGUGGGCAGCAACCGUCAAGACGAGAGCAGUUUCCCAAAGUCGGGUACUAUCAAGUUUGAAUUCGACAAGGACUGGAUCGGAGCUAAAGACGAAGCGGAGCUCUUGCAGCACCACAUCCAGCAUGCAGUAUCCAAUGCCCUCACCCCACCCAAGCACACUCACCAGCCCGCCGAGCAGGCGCCCUUCCAACUCGGAUCCAGCGCUGGCCAUGUGAACAACAACACCACCCGUGCUAGAGCAGAAGAAGGGACUGGGUUUGGCGCUGAAAGCCAGUCUUUGCAGUCUGGGUACGGUACGCGUAAUGCUCAGACCGCUGAACCUGUUGUGGGCGCACCGGCCGAGUUUGGAUCUUCUUUCCCCUCCCAGGGAGCUGGGGAUGGGCAGGGCCAGCAGCAGGGCUUGAGGUAUGACGAUGUCGGGCCGACUGAUGUGAUUGGCAAGCACGCCGGGUUCCCGCAGGGCGGACUUUCUGUGGCUGCUGCCAGCUAA